Penicillium manginii is the source of this 1533-nucleotide messenger RNA. RefSeq lists its product as uncharacterized. Lineage: Eukaryota; Fungi; Ascomycota; Eurotiomycetes; Eurotiales; Aspergillaceae. Gene Ontology annotation, cellular component: membrane. Bases 1 to 1533 code for a protein of 510 amino acids. Gene Ontology annotation, biological process: carbohydrate transport; transmembrane transport. The transcript has 5 exons. The record is from RefSeq and is a predicted model, not a curated record. Gene Ontology annotation, molecular function: carbohydrate:proton symporter activity.
AUGGCUAACUGGAAAGAUUUGCGAGCCUUUAAACAGGCCUCGCUCAACAUGGUGCUGGCGAUCUUCGUCAUGAGCGUCAGCGUCUUUAGCUAUGGGUUUGACAACAGUGUGUUCUCUACGAUUCAAGCAAUGGACGCAUACGAAAAGCGAUUCGGCAGCUAUGAUCCUGAGACAAAAACAUGGGGAUUCACUACACAACAUCUAUCAUUCCUCAACUCCUUCGGUCUUCCCGCCAAAUGUGUCGGUGCAGUCACGGGCCUUUUGGUAGCAGAAAGAUUUGGCAGAAGAAUAUCCUACAUAUCUAUGCAAUUUGUCGUUCUCGUCGGCAUUGCUGUCAGCUACAGUGCAACGUCUUAUGGUGGUGCUCUAGCGGGCCGCAUUCUAGUGCAAUGUUUUGUUGGAUGGGACAACUUCCUCGUCCCCAUGUUCCUGGCUGAGAUCAGCCCGGCAGCUCUUCGGGGUGCAAUCGUCGUAAUUUACGUUUUCGCACAUAUCUUUGGCUCUCUCAUCUGCUCAUUCAUUACGCUCGUCACGGCAAAGUACGAAGGCGAUGCCUCUUGGCAGACUCCACUUGCUUCUAUGUUCGCUUUCCCCGCAUUUGUGUUGUUAUUUUCCUGGUUUGUACCGGAAAGUCCACGGUGGCUUGUUCGCAAGGGUCGGAAUGAGAGCGCCUUGAAACACCUACGAUGGCUCCGUGGGUCUCGCCUUUCGGAGGAAGAGAGUCAGGCCGAGGUUCAUGCGCUACAAGAGAGCAUCGAUCGAGACCGGGAAGUUAAAGGGAAAUGGGGUGACUUUUUGAAGGGGCCAAACAGGAGACGACUCCGGGUCGCAAUCGCUGUCGCUAUUUUUAAUCAAGUUACAGGGCAGAGUUUCAUGAGUCAAUAUGGGGCUAUCUUCAUCAAAAGCCUGGAUACCCUGAGUCCUUUUACAUUUCAAUCUAUCUCAUCCGGAAUCACCUGCCUGGGACCCAUUAUCACCUUCACAUUCGUCGACAUGAUCGGCCGACGCCCAUUUUAUCUUCUUUCCGGAACAGCCUGUACAACAGUUCUCCUCAUUUGCGGCGGUCUAGGGACUGGUGAGGUCUCUGCAUCUGACAAAACCGGCAUUGUCGCCACCUGUACACUAUUCGGCUUUUUCUAUGUCAUGUCAUUUGGCGGGAUUGGUGCUGUGACUGCUGCUGAAGUCCCCCAUCUACGACUACGAGACAAAAAUGCCUUGAUGGUAUACUGUACUCAAUUUGUCUUUGAUUUCAUCGUCACACUGACUCUGCCUUAUCUUCUAAAUACCGAUUAUGCAAAUCUUCACUCCAAGGUUGGAUUUAUUUACGGCAGUUGUGGCAUACUUGCUCUCACCUGGGCGUACUUCUGCCUCCCUGAUAUGGCAGGACGAUCGCUUGAGGAGUUGGAAGAGAUGUGGGCUGAGGGUGUGCCUGCUCGCGCGUUUCGCAAAUGGCAAUCGUCUGGACAAAGUAGCGUCAACGGUGAUAUUGCGAAAAUUUCAAUCUCCCCAAAAGACGAUUGUGAUAGCUGCUAA